Xiphophorus maculatus (southern platyfish) is the source of this 2382-nucleotide messenger RNA. It is a transcript of the gene dcaf15, whose product is annotated as DDB1 and CUL4 associated factor 15. Gene Ontology annotation, biological process: protein ubiquitination. The record is from RefSeq and is a predicted model, not a curated record. Bases 19 to 1941 code for a protein of 640 amino acids. The transcript is spliced from 13 exons. Gene Ontology annotation, cellular component: Cul4-RING E3 ubiquitin ligase complex. NCBI's taxonomy places the organism in Eukaryota, Metazoa, Chordata, Actinopteri, Cyprinodontiformes, Poeciliidae.
ACAACGGCUCAGUAGGAUAUGGCGCCCAGCUCGAAAUCUGAAAAGGACGAUAGCAAACAGAAACCACAAAGAAAACAUAAAGACCAUGUCGUAAAGCUUCUAGUACGUGGCAAGCUGUCAGGACAGUUUUCUCAGCGCCUGUUUAGGAAGCUGCCGCCUAGAGUUUGUGUCCCAUUGAAGAACAUUGUCAGCGAGGAGUUUCUCAGAGCGGGGCACAUCUUCCUUGGCUUCACCAGAUGCGGCCGCUACGUUCUGUCUUACACCAGCGACUGCGGAGAGGACGACGAUUUCUCUUUUUACUCCUACCACCUCUACUGGUGGGAGUUCAACCUGCACAGUCGACUCAAACAGGUCCAUCAUGUGCGACUGUUUGCAGGGGAGGAAAUCUACAGCGACCUGUACCUCACCGUGUGUGAAUGGCCAAACGACCACACCAAAAUUGUCAUCUUUGGUUUCAAUACACGCAGCUCAAGUUCUGUGUUGAUGAACCUGAUGAUGAGUGAUGAGAAUAACCGGGAUAUCUACAUCACCAUUGCCUCCAUGCCUCCGUCCCAGCCGUGCUCAAAGUGCUGUCCGCUUCCUUCAGCCACAACCAUACGAACAGGAAGUGGUGAGUGCCUUGAACACGGGUAUGUGCUGAACAGCAGGUACCAGGUGGUGUACCCGUUUCCCACGUUUCAGCCAGCUUUCCAGCUGAAGAAGGACCAGGUCGUCUUGUUGAACACUAGCUACUCUCUGGUGGCCUGCGGCAUCUCGCUCUGCCCUGAAAAACAAGACCAAUCAUCCCAGAUCCUUUACACGAAGGGAGCUGCCCAGUCAACUCAAACCUCAUCCUCUCUUUCCUCAACAUCACCUGAUUCUUCAUCGUUACCCCAGGGAUCUCCAGAAAGCCGACUUUUUCCCUGCAGGACCCCUCCGGUUCCCUCGUCGCCCAGCCAAUCGCAAGCAGCCAUGAGAGCCCGGGAGUUUGCAGCCGACCUUUUCCGGCGAGCCCAGGGAGGGUUUGGAGCAGCCAGAGAGACUGAGUGCCCCGGGGAGAGGAGAACAGCUGACGGUGACGACAAGGAGGCACCGCAAAAAGCGGCGGAUAAAGGGAUUAACACAGGCCCCUCAAGAGCGGAGGAGGAUUGUAAAGACAGGAGAGCAGAGGACAGACGGACUAGCUCACAGCAAGCAUCUACGUCAUGCGGAAGCCCUCGUCUCGCCGCGUCUUCCGCCUCUCCUCCAUCGUCACUUCCAUCAACCUCAGCGCCGUCCUCAAGCCAGCAGCCGAGCCCCAACGAACCCGGAUACGUCAACUACUCUCGUCUCCAUUACCGCCUCCAACAGCAGGGGGCAGCAGAGCAGAGUUCAGGAGAAUCUGGGGGCUAUGAGGACGAUAAAGUCCAGCUGCCCUUCACUGUUACCGAUCUAAAAGGAAGAAACCUGCAGCUGGUCACUGGGCCGCAUAAUGGACAGAGUGUUUGUGUAGAACAGCUGACUCUGGAUUUCGAGUAUCUCAUCAAUGAGGUGAUCAGGAACGACGCUGCCUGGGCUCCUCUGUUCUGCUCCUUCAGCGAUUAUGACGUCGUGAUACUAGAGGUUUGCCCAGAGACCAACAUUGUGAUGAUCAACAUUGGUCUGCUGCUGUUGGCCUUCCCUGUCUCAGACGAGGAGCACUGCAGGCCAAACACAUACCAUUCCAACCUACAGGUCAGUUGGGACCUUAACACAGGUGUGUGUCGCACUGUGGGUGUGGGUGACUUAACGGAGGUUAGGGGGCAGACUAGUGGGAGUGUGUGGAGUUCCUACAGAAAGUCGUGUGUGAACACCGUGAUGAAGUGGUUGGUUCCUGAGAACAGCUCCCGCUACAUCAACCGCAUGACCAACGAAGCUCUGCACAAAGGCUCAUCUCUGCAAGUGUUGGCAGACAGUGACCGAUGCACCUGGAUUGUAUUAUGAAGGGAAAUUUGGAAGAAACAAGAGUUACAGAAACCAAAUCACACAUUCACCCAUGAAGACGGGUUCUCUCUUCAGCGAAGAGCUCACGUCACAGCAGCACUCUCCACUGUAGAGGUUUUAAGUUUAAAAGUCUAAUUAAAACUAACCAAACAAAGGCUUGUCUGCUGCAGAUUUGUUUUGUUUAUAGAUUUGUAGUUGUUUUGUAAAUCUUUACUGUAAUAUUGCAGCCACCGAAACCAGGAGCUGAACAGAACAAAGAUGUCUUUUGUACUUUGUUUGGGUUUUUUUUUUUGUUUUUUUUUACACAGGAAGGUAUGCUGUUUUAAACCAGAACCAGCUCUGUACUGUUUUCAUAUUCCUGUCAUUAUCAUCUCCCAACUGGAUUAGAAAUGACUGACUGACUGGAAAUAUUUUUGUUAAAUUAAAAUAUCUGAAUUUAAA